This is a messenger RNA of Cryptococcus deneoformans JEC21, 1970 nucleotides long. Its product is annotated as expressed protein. The transcript has 3 exons. The record is from RefSeq and is a predicted model, not a curated record. Lineage: Eukaryota; Fungi; Basidiomycota; Tremellomycetes; Tremellales; Cryptococcaceae. The coding region runs from base 605 to 1888 and encodes 427 amino acids.
GGGCAACAAUAUAAAGGCUUAUGCUACACGUACUUCUCAUCAGAUGACAGUGGCGCCUGAUUCAUGACCUCCUCGCUGGAUCUACUUCUCAACUUGCCAACUGUCUAUUAGUAUCAUUUGCAUCCAUAUCAUUUAGAAUACGCUGAAAGAAAAGCUCCAAACUUUGGAAUCAAGUACUACGGGUAAAUGUCGCUCCAUUAUCCAUCUUAUAUGAUGCCGCCAACCGAUCGUGCUUCUAAUAAUUAUUCCCCAACAAUGCCUCCUUUGAUUCUAUUCUUCCACGGUAUGGCCUCACAGGCCAGGCUUUCACCAAAAAUCGGACAGCUCACAAAGGAUAUGAUAUCAUUUAUCAUCAGGCCUUUCAAAACAACGUCCUGAUGACACCAGGAUCAUCCCGUGGUGGAAAGGGAUGGGGUGCAAGGAAGGCCUCCGACGGGGUUGAUGUUUGUGGUGUUGCUCCAAGGAGUAAACAUGAAGGGAAGGAUCGCAAACAGGAAAAUCGUUUUAGAGUAUCGGUCGGGGUAUAUGAGGAUCAUUGAGUCUCUCAUUGCAUUGUUUCCAGCUCUCGCUUUCUCGGUUUCCACGUCCUCUGGCGAACCGAACGAUGCCUUCUUCUCCCCAUCGUAUUCCCGAUCUCGAUGACAACAGCAGGCUGGAUCCUAUGACACCCCCACCAUCUCUUGUAACAACCUACUCUCGCUCUACCCUCCUCUCCCUGGCUACGCCUGAUCUACCGCCUCCCAACCCUUUGCGCCUCCAAUCUUUCUCCUCCAUCUUACGAUCAUCCAUCUCUGACGAUGAGUGGGGCGUGAGCGAGGAUGUCGCGACGUUGCUGGACGGUAAGCCUGUAUCAGAGGUCAUGCCCGUACGUCGCGACGAUAAAGGGAAACCCAAAGUUGGCAAACUGCCUUCAGCUGCUGGAAGACCGGUAUCAACAAGGCAGAAUAGCGGUUCUUCAACCUCGUCUAGCACGAGCCAAGUCCUCUUCCAUUUCACAUCGGCUACAGCUACGCCGAGCAGAAUCAACAACCCUCCUCAGGUUCUUAUGGAAUUUUCGAAUCCCUUUUCAUCCCCAAACUCCCUCGGCCUCGGCGUACCUAUCAAACUCGGUCCCCGUAAAUCCUCAGCGUCAUCCAUCUUUCAAGACUUCCCCGCUAGUGUAAAUUCUUCAUCGUCAUCCCUCCAUAUUGCCCCCAAUGGGAGGGGUCUUAACGUCAUUGGCGGGGCAAGGGACUCCUUGACGCUGGGCAAGGAGCUGGGGAGAAUGAGGUUGGGCAGGAGGGAUAGCCUGGACUCUGUGGGGAGCAGCGUGAGCGCGCAAAGUAGUGUUUCCUUCCCUGGAGGGGGACUCAACCCCUUUGCGCCUCCCUUCCCCCAUCUAUCUGCGAAUGACGACGACCUCAAACCGGGUGUGAAACCUUUCCGCAAUGCCUAUUCCUCCUCUCAUAUCCCACAAGUGGCGCAAGCUCCGCAAGUCCCGCAGCACGUCCACGCUUCCCUCCCUCUUCCCCGCCCGUCCUCCCUCCCCCAACGUCCUGGCCCUCUACCCCCCGUAUUCAUCAAGCGCGAGUCCGCGGCAUUGCCCCAGCCUAUGGCGUUACCGGAUGUAGCGCCCUUGGGUAGAGAAUGGGAGGGCGAGAACGCUUUGAGUGGGAAUGAGAAGAGGCGGAUGAGUGCGGUUGGGUCGAUCGGUUCGAUUGGGUCGCUCAGUGGAUUGGGUGCACUGGGCAAUACGAGUGGCGUAGGAACAAGGAGUAGAAGUGGGAGUGAUGCGUCGAGUGAUGCGGGAUGGAAUACGGGUCCGGUGGGAAAGAGGCCCGAGAGGUUGGCCAGGCUGGGUGAACGACUGAGGGAGAGUAUGUCUCAGGGCCGUGCUGCCAAAGCCUGAUGAGGGGCCUAUUCUCUCUCCCUAUAUUACUGCAUACUUGGUUGUAUGAACCCUGCAUCAGUGGCCAAGAAGCAUGCAUCAG